Molecule: messenger RNA, 1026 nt
Organism: Kockovaella imperatae
Lineage: Eukaryota; Fungi; Basidiomycota; Tremellomycetes; Tremellales; Cuniculitremaceae
Exons: 2
Coding region: 1-1026 (341 amino acids)
Biological process (GO): maturation of SSU-rRNA from tricistronic rRNA transcript (SSU-rRNA, 5.8S rRNA, LSU-rRNA)
Cellular component (GO): nucleolus; small-subunit processome
Source: RefSeq, a predicted model, not a curated record
AUGUCUUCCGGGCUCAACAUCCUUCUGCUGCGACCUCAGCUCCUCCUUGCAUCCUUGCACGAUCUGGUCCUCUUGACGGCUUUACGCCUCAUUGAUCCGUCUCACGUGCCGAUCGCAUCAACGUUGUCUUUUGACGACGCUGCGCCUCUGGAAGAGGUCGAGACUUCUCAAAUUGCUAUGGAUCGCUUGGCGCAAUCUCUGCGAGUCAAUCAAGAGGUCAUGGAUAAGAUCCGAGGCAUGGAGAGCAAGUUGGCGUACCAGAUCAAGAAGCUGUCGGGGCUCGCAGAGGCCGAAGAGGCGAGGGGAAAGCAGGUGAUCGAGGAUGUAGAGGAGGAUCCGCUCGCUUUCCGACCCAACAUCAACGCAAUGGUCCUGUCGAAUGGCGACUCUCACGCUUCAUCUUCCAGAAAGCAAAGGUCAACAAAUGACAAUGUCGACGACGACGACAAGGAGGAUAAGAUCUAUCGUCCACCUCGAGUCGCAGCUAUGCCGUAUAAUGAGCCUGGAAAAGCUGCUCGAAAAGAUCGACGUGCGCCUGCUCUCUUGUCUGAAUUCGCCGAUACGAUGGAUGGCGCACCUAUUCUCGAAUCGACAUCCGGUCUGGCUACUCGACCUGUUCGAUUGGACAGGCACACCAAUUCUCUAUCUGCGAAGCGAGCCAAAGAGUUGAAGGAAAUCAAAGAGUAUGAGGAGGCGAAUAUGACUCGAUUGUCAACUACCAAACGAGAGGCCAAGAGACGUAGAGAAGAUGAAGAGGCUCUAGCCCUAGGACACGGGAUCAGUGAAAAGGCGCGUGGGAGAAGAGGCAAAGUCAACGGUCUCGAAGCUGAACUCGAGGGAGUUCUCGGAUCCAGAGGAUCAAGAGGCGUAUGGGAUGGAGUCAAGGAUUUCGGCAAGAGGGGAGACGCCGUUGAGAGAGGAAGAAAAGCUGGUGGUAUCGUCGAUAUUGGACCGUCGUCGUCAAGAAAGAAGAAGAAGGCUCGAUUCGAAAAGGAUCUUGCGGGACACAAGAAGAGGUCAAAAUAG